AUGCUCUGGAUCGACGCCAUCUGCAUCAACCAGGCGGACAACGAGGAGAAAAACCUCCAGAUACCUUUGAUAAAUCGGAUUUAUUUUCAGGCAGAGCGCACGCUCGUCUUCCUGGGGGACGAAAACCGGACCAAGAUCACGCAGCUGUUCGACUUUCUUCGAAGACGCGAUGCCAGCGGUAACAAGGCGCCGCACCCGGCCGAACUUACAGAAGAGCAGAGGAUUCAGUUCCAAGGGGAGCUGUCGUGGAUAUUAUCCCUUUCAUGGUUCACCAGGGUGUGGGUGCUCCAAGAGAUGGCUGUGUGCAAACGAUCGGUAGUUAUGCUGGGCGCCGAGACUCUCGAUUGGCGUUCCCUAUCAUUCGGCAACAUAUAUUCGCUUGGCUUGAAUCCCGUUAACAUGGAAAAGGACUUUCCACGGGCUCUGCAACUGUCUCAUAACGACAGAAAACCAAUCAAGGAUCUGGCAUCAUUGCUGACUAUCGCCCGUUCUUGCUCGUCGACGGAUAAACGCGACAGGAUAUACGCCUUGCUUGGUAUCUUCAAGAACAGGGAGAACAUCAGUAUCUCGGUGGACUAUAACAAACCUGUUGAAGAGCUGUACACUGAGGUGGCCUGGCAAGUUAUCGAGGCCUACAGCCAUCUGGAACUGUUGUCCGAGGCUUGGACGAGGAUCGAGAAUGUCGCAAGUCUCAAACUGGAACAGACUAUCAGACUGAGGAAGAAAAUACUCGAAAUCAGUCUGAAUGGCUCUCUAAAUUCCAAACACGAGGAUGACAAGCUUUUAUAUGAAUGGGUGGUUAGCAUUUUGGAGAGAGAAUCGCCUUCCGCUGCAUGCACAGCACGUUGCACUGCAAUGCUCGAAGCAGUAAGCUCUCUACAAGCCGAGGUUGAUCGGAAAUCAACAGCAACAACCCCAGAGGAAAAUACGACAGUUCAGGAAUUGGCACAGUCUGCAAUGGAGCGAGUGCAGCUGUUCCAAGAAAGUCUGAGCCCGUUCGUUCCUACCGAAUUUCAUGGCAUCUGUGAGAAUCCAAGGUUCCGGGGUAUACCGUUAGCCGGGCUACCAUCAUGGGUACCGGACUACUCGCGGCACCCUUACUUGCAUUCCCUCGCUUCAUGGAACUCCAAGGUGACGAGGCUGGCGAGGAAUGAAUCAGUGGCGCAAAUAUCCAACAGUAAAGGCCCGCGGCUCAGGGUGUCAAUGCUUGAAGUGGAUCAUGUCAAGGCUGCCGAUGGUCAGAGCAUUACAAACCAAGAUACAGCGAGGUUCUUGUUACGAAAGCAACGUUCUUCCGAGAGACGGACACUGCGGCCCUACUGGGUUCCUGUGCGUUGGCUACCCAUCGGGCCAGACGAGUUUGCUACAGACAAAAAUGUCCCCGGUAUACAGACGCACGACCGAGACCGGUUCUGGGAGACAUUCGAGCCAGAACUGGAGAGAUCUGGUCAUGGAGCGAACAUUGACGCCCUACGCAGAUUUUCCACCGGCAGAACUAUCGUGCUGACGAAGGACUCGUUUGCAAUCGCACCUCAAGGAAUCCGUCCUGGCGAUGUCAUCGGCUUUGUUCGUGGAGCCAGCGUCCCGUUUCUUCUCAGACCGGCGGAAAGCGAGGACGGGUUGCCAGCCUACACACUUGCCGGAGAAUGCUACCUGCACGGGACGAAGGGACCCAAGAUCGCCAACGACUACAUGGACCUCCUAGGAAUAUUCAAACACAGCUUCAACUGCACGGACCAGCAAGACCUGCCGUGGAAGGAUGCCUACCUGGUGUGA
Lasiodiplodia theobromae is the source of this 1776-nucleotide messenger RNA. Its product is annotated as Heterokaryon incompatibility protein. The transcript has a single exon. Bases 1 to 1776 code for a protein of 591 amino acids. Lineage: Eukaryota; Fungi; Ascomycota; Dothideomycetes; Botryosphaeriales; Botryosphaeriaceae. The record is from RefSeq and is a predicted model, not a curated record.